Salvia miltiorrhiza (redroot sage) is the source of this 1921-nucleotide messenger RNA. RefSeq lists its product as uncharacterized. The transcript is spliced from 3 exons. Bases 409 to 714 code for a protein of 101 amino acids. Lineage: Eukaryota; Viridiplantae; Streptophyta; Magnoliopsida; Lamiales; Lamiaceae. The record is from RefSeq and is a predicted model, not a curated record.
UUUACAACGCCUCGCUUCAACCCUUACAUCUUUUCUCACAAUUUUACAAACAUCGCUUCAGCCGUUACAUCUCUCAAUUUGUCUCACCAUAAUCUUCUCAGCCGUUACAUCUCUCAAUUUCUCUCACAAUAUGAGUUUCCAUCAAUCUUCCCACAAAUCUCAAACAAUCCGCUGUGAAAUUGAGAGAUUUAGUCUCUCUCGCUCCUUCUUAAACAAUUGGCGCAGAAUCUUCCCACAAAUCUCAAACAAUCGGCUGUGUAAUUGAGAGAUUUAGUCUCUCUCGCUCCUUCUCAAACAAUCGGUGCAACUUCAGUAUCUCAAACAAUUGGCUGUGUAAUUGGGAGAUUCAGUCUCUCUCGCUCAAUCUCAAACAAUUGGCGCAAAUUCAGUCUAUCUCUUUCAAUUUCCAUGGCACAAAUUAGGGAUGUGCUUCAUCCAUGGCUGCAACAAAUUUGGGAGGUGCUUCAUCCAUGGCUGCACCCCACACUACAGAUCCAUGAUUCAAGGCUAUUCCUCUACAAGUGGGCUUUAGAAAUUGCAGAGAGAGGGAAAAGUUGCAGGUCAUUCUUCGUCCUUGGAGCAAGAACGGGGUGCAUGGGUAUUGAGACCAAGAAAAUCCAAGAGAGUGUCAAUAGUACAUUUUAUAGGUGGCGUAUUAGCGGGUGCUGCUCCACAGCUUACUUACCGCAUGUUCCUGGAACGUCUUGCGGAUAAGUAAGUCGUUUAACUGGCAAAAUAUAAUUGAUUGUUUCAUUUGAUUAGCAAUUCAUGUAUUAGUUUUCAUGACAUAUAUUUGUGAAGUAUCAUAAUCAAACAAGUUUUGCUAUUGAUUAGAAUUGUCUUAAGAGCAGUAUGCCUAUUCACUCCAAAACUAAACAACAUAUAUAUGAUCUCCAAAGUUUGAAUUUUUUAUGCUAUAUGAUCGUCUGUCUUGCCUCUUUGACAUGGUUCAUCAUAUGUUGCUAAAGCAUAUAAAAUUUAAGUCUGAAACUGCGAUUAUAUUAAAUUCUUAUCCAUUUUGCUUCUGCAUGUAUCUUCUCCUAAAGACCUUAUAUAGAAUUUGAGUUUGAAAUUGAGACUAUAUUAAAUUCUUCUCUAUUUUGCUUUUGUAUGUAUCUUCUCCAUCCCAUAAUAGAUUCUCUAGGGAGUGGGGGAGGGAGGACAUAUUAGAAUACUAUUCAUUUGAUUGUAAAUAAAAUGGAUUGACAUUUCUGUUAACAGAAAGUCCUCAAGAAAGUAUUACAUAACAUGAAAAAAUAAGAGGUUGGCAAUUAAUUGGUUAUAUCUAGCUUAUAUUCCCACUCAAUUUUUUUCCCGCCAUGCUGAAACUUAUUCUUAAUGUGAAUUGUUGUUUUGACAAUCUGAGUGAUAUCCUUAAAUUCUUGGUGGACUCUUUUUAUGGAAAAAUAAUCACGAAUUGCAUGAUUAAACUAAAAAUGUCAUCCAAUAAUAUCAUAUGAAUAAAUGUCAAUACGGCAAGAUCGAUCAAACUCACAAGUCUCAACACCACCAAACAAUAAUGGAUGUAAAAGAAAUAUGAUUUGAAAUUCUAGACAAACAAGUUAGCCAAAUCUCGGGGAUGAGCUCGGAGUUUGGAGAGCUUUGGUUAUUUAUCUGAGUUGAAUUGAUUAAUCAUUCUUAAGUGUGAAUCCCACUAAUAUGAUGGAGAUCCUAUGUAGAUUGCCAUAAGUUCUACUUGGACUCUAGCAUGUAUUAAGAAAAUAAAGGAUCAGUUGAAUGUAUUAAAUGUACUCUGCAGUUGUCUUAGUCUAAUGCAUAGAAUUAUUGCCUGUUGGUUUUGGUUGGUUAUAGAACCCAAUUAUUAUAACAUAAGGAUAAUUUUUUGUCUGAUGCAUUAUCUAAGACAUCACGAUGUUCAGUUUCAGUAUGAAUUAUUCAAAAUACAUUUAUAUUUUUUUCA